GUCACUCAUCGUCGCCUACUUUCACUCGCACAGCCACAGCCGCGCCGCCCACUCGCCCCGGCACCUUCAUUGGCUCGUCUGCCAAGUCAGAGCCGUGGUCUUGCAUCAUACCCAACGCUAGAGCUUCCACACUCAACGGACCGAUCAACGUUUCUACCAGACUCGUGUAGCCGUCACCCACGAGCAUCAAUCCUUCCGUCGCACACACUCCGGGCCUCGCACGCUGAAGCCUCCACAUCACAGCCAAGAUGAGUAAGGUCGUAAGAAGCGUGAAGAACGUCACGAAGGGCUACUCGGCCGUCGAAGUCAAGGUCCGCAAUGCCACCAGCAACGACCCGUGGGGUCCGGUGGGCUCAGACAUGGCCGAAAUCGCCCAGAUUACCUUCAACAACUCGACAGAUUUCUACCAGGUCAUGGACAUGCUGGACAAGCGACUGAACGAUAAGGGAAAGAACUGGCGUCACGUCCUGAAGUCCCUCAAGGUCCUCGACUACUGUCUGCAUGAGGGCUCCGAGCUGGUCGUAACAUGGGCGCGCAAGAACAUCUACAUCAUCAAGACGCUGCGAGAGUUCCAGUACACCGACGAGGAUGGCCGCGACGUUGGCCAGAAUGUGCGAAUGGCCGCGAAGGAGCUCACCUCGCUGAUCAUGGACGAAGAACGAUUGCGCGCCGAGCGAGCCGAUCGGAAAUCGUGGAAGUCGCGCGUCACCGGCAUUGAAGAAUACCCUGGAAACCACGCUGCAGGACACGGCGAGGGGUCUCACAGGCCGCGACGAGAGGGCGGAAACGCGCGGCCGCGCCGCGACGACGAGGACCUUGAAUUCAAGCUCGCUCUUGAGGCCAGUAAGAACGAGGCUGAGGAGGAGAAGAAGCGCAGGCAACGGACCGCCGCCCCUGACGACGAUGACGACCUCGCCAAGGCGAUCAAGCUCAGCAAGGAAGAGGAGGAAUUGCGCAGGCGGGAGCUGGAGCAGACUAAUGCCGACCUGCUUUUCGGCGACGCGCCCGCGCAGCCCCAGGCGAAUGCAUACCAGCCGACUGGCAACAACCAGGGAUAUCAGCAGCAGGGCCAGGUCGAUUGGUUUGGCAACCUGAUGGACCAGCAACAGCAACAGCAACAGCCCCAGAACACCGGUUUUCUCAACAACGCCUACUCUCAGCCUACUGGCAUGCAGCCGCAGCAGACAGGCUUCCAGAAUGGCUAUGGCGGCUACGGUCAGGGAUUCCAGCAGCAGCCCCAGCAGCCUGGCUUCGAUCAGUUUGGCCAGCAGCAGCAACAGGCGCAGUAUAUGCAGCCUCAGCAGACUUCGUUCAACAUGAGCAACCCCUACAGCCAGUUUGGCGGUGGAAUGGGCCAGCAGCAGCAGCAACAGCAACAGCAACAGCAGCCUCUUCAAGAGCAGAACACCCUACAGCCCGGUACCCACAACCCGUGGGCAAGCAACAACCAGCAGGAGGCUUUGAUGCCCCAGCCCACUGGUUCUAAUAACCCGUUCGCUCAGGGCUUCAACCGACCCCAGACUGCGACACAAGCAGCGCGCGUCCCCUCGCUCAACACUCUGCAGGAGCAGAAGACUCAGACGCAGUUCAACAAUACAUCGUUCAACCCUCCGGUUUCAUUCUCGACGCCCCAGCCGCAGCAACAGCAGCAACCCCAGAAAGAGAUGGAUCCUCACACCGCGAGGCUCAACACCCUUCUCGCAACAGGAGAAGGUCAAGAUACAUUUGGAAAUGUUGGCAACCUUCGUCUACCGGCCCAGCACACAGCACCCGGCACCUUCGUCAAUUCGGCCGGUGCAGGCUUGAACCGCAUCAACGCAAACGCAACCGGCAACAACCCCUUCCUCAACUCUCAGUUCACUGGGAUGCCUCAGCAGAAUCGCAUGAUGCCAGCGCAGACAGGACCGGCAGGAAACUUUGGCGGCAAUCCUUACGGCGGCCAGAGCGCGAAUCCAUUUGGCGCCCCACAGCAGCAGCAGCCGAGGUCUCAGGGAGGCAACAACUUAAUAGACCUGUAAAGGCUGCGCGGAGGAUGGCUCAUGUGGACUGGGUUUUCUUGUUUGAUAUUUGAAUUGGAGCGUCGCCCUAUAUCUGAUUUCGUUUCGUUUGGGGCUGCCGCAAGGCGGUGGGGAUAGCUAAAAGCUUCUCAUGGUUCAUGAUAGGACGGGCGGUUUCGCAGAGGCUAUGUGAUUCCCGUUGCAAUGGUCUGACUCCUGCAUCAUCGGCAUAGGUGGUGCUUUGAUAGGCUCGUGGUCUUGGGCGGUAGCAAAUUAGACUAAAACUUGCAAUCUUGUGCAAAACACUG
This is a messenger RNA of Didymella exigua CBS 183.55, 2305 nucleotides long. RefSeq names its product ENTH-domain-containing protein. Gene Ontology annotation, cellular component: endosome; plasma membrane; clathrin vesicle coat. The transcript has 4 exons. Bases 249 to 2018 code for a protein of 589 amino acids. The record is from RefSeq and is a predicted model, not a curated record. Lineage: Eukaryota; Fungi; Ascomycota; Dothideomycetes; Pleosporales; Didymellaceae. Gene Ontology annotation, biological process: endocytosis; actin filament organization. Gene Ontology annotation, molecular function: phospholipid binding; clathrin binding.